ACGCACGCGCAGCAUUAUCCUCCCGAAUCUCACUCCACCUCCUCUCCGGAUCCCCCCGCCCGCCUCCACCGAACCCCCCGCGGCGCCGCCGGCGAGAUGCCGCCGGCGAGACGCCCGAGGGAGCCGCUCUCCCUCUCGCUCCCGGGCGCCGGCGGCCGCUCGCAGGACUUCCCCUCGCUCUUCUCCGACCUCACCUCGCUCCUCCUCCACCACUCCCCCGCCGCCGCCGCCACCCCCCACGGCCGCGCCCCGGUCUUCUCCUCCUCCACGCUCUCCAUCCCCGCCCCCGCCGCCCCGGCGCAGGCGCAGGCGCAGUCCCAGCCGCAGGCGCCGACGCCGCUGGAGCGGGCGGCCAUCGGGGCGUGCGCGGGGGCGGCGGCGGGGGCCUUCACCUACGCGGCGCUGCUGCCGCUCGACGCCGUCAAGACGCGGCUCCAGGCGGGGGCCGCCUCGCGCGGCUCCUGGCAGGUGUUCGCCGACAUCCUCCGCGCCGACGGCCCCCUCGGCCUCUACCGGGGCCUCUCCGCCGUCAUCCUCGGCUCCGCCACCUCCUCCGCCAUCUACUUCGGCACCUGCGAGCUCGCCAAGUCGCUGCUGCGCCCGCACCUCCCCCCGUUCCUCGUGCCCCCGCUCGCCGGCGCCAGCGGCAACAUCUCCUCCUCGGCCAUCAUGGUGCCCAAGGAGCUCAUCACGCAGCGCCUCCAGUCGGGCGCCGCCACGGGCCGCUCCUGGCAGGUGCUGCUCCAGAUCCUCCAGGCCGACGGCUUCUUCGGCCUCUACACGGGGUACGCAGCCACCCUGCUCCGGAACCUCCCCGCCGGCGUGCUCAGCUACUCCUCCUUCGAGUACCUCAAGGCCUUCGCCCUCAGCAAGAGCAACGCCGCCAACCUGACGCCGGGGGAGAGCGUGCUGUGCGGCGCGCUCGCCGGCGCGAUAUCCGCGGGGCUCACCACCCCGCUCGACGUUGUCAAGACCCGGCUGAUGACCAGGGUGGGCGCCGCCCAGGGGAGCCGCACGGUGGUGGGCACCAUGCAGGAGGUCAUCGCCGAGGAAGGCCUGAUGGGUCUGUCCCGGGGGAUCGGACCGAGGGUCCUGCACAGCGCCUGCUUCGCUGCGAUUGGCUACUGCGCCUUCGAGACGGCCAGGCUCAUGAUCCUCAAGUCAUACCUUGAAUCGUGCGAGAGGAAGGCCGCUGCCGAGACCAAGACCGGAGUUGCCGCUGCCUGAGUGUGUAUGAUUCCUUUCCUUCUUUCAGGAAGGCACUUCUUGUAGGAGAAAUCUGUAGGAGGGCCAUCUGAGGAUGCGACGUACAAGCACCUGGAGCUAUGGAACUUUUGAUGCUUAGCAACCUGCAAGCAGGGGAAGAAAUUUCAUCAAGUUUCAAUUUUGGGUUUUGGUUCUUGUGAUGCAUCGGAAGACUGAAAGAAAGCUUGAUGCCAUCCCUGCAAAGUAUGGGAAUAGAUGGACUGCGAGUAAGGAUUACGAACAUAGAGAAGAAGCCACUUGUGGUCUACAAGAGAAGGUUUGUGGAGGCAUCCUAAAGAAUGGAGAAAAAAGUCAGGAGUGACGGUGAAACGAAGGAAAUUCUGAUGCAACCAAAAGUAUAUGAGUGAUGAGUCUCAAAAGGUACUUACCGGAGAGCACAUGAUUGUUUCAUCUAAAACAUUGUAAGCGCGGAGGCAGUUUGGUGGAACAGGGAGAUUGCUCAUCACAAAUCCAUCCUGAAGAAUAUAUCCCUUAGCAGCAAUCUGCCUUCUUGUUUUUUCAGAGAUCUUCUCCAUUAUUUUCUGAACCUAAGAAACAGAAGAACAAAAUGGUGGCUUUUGCCACAAGAGCAACAAGUCUCUGUCUAGUACUAGUACCUCUUCUGCGAAUAAACGACGGCAGUGAGAGCUGCCCUUCGUGUGAAAGCCAAAUUGAUCGAGGAAGCUCCAAAAUCCCUCUUCCAGUUCUUUCCUGGAUGGCACUCUCAGCUCCAAGCAGCAACUUUUUGGAAUUUUUUUUCAUCAUCGACGAUUCAGUUACGAUCUAUCUAGCAGUAGAUUCGGCUACCUUGAGAUUUUCUCGGAGAAUUAGAGUGAGCUACAUAUGAAUGUGCAUAUUAUGCAUACCAACCCGACCUUACUAAUGCAACUUAAAGGAGACUUGAACAGUUUGAUCUCCUUCAUCAGUUAUCACUUAAUUACCUGACAGUAUGAACAUGAGGGUUUAAUUUCUGCAUGUACCUUGCAGUUCUUGAACUGGAGGCAGCUGAAGCAGAUCAUGUUGAGUAUCUUCGUCAGCUCGGUGAUAUGGCUUGGGUGGUAGACGGACACGGGCAGCUUGAUGAACCCGAAAUGACCUUCAGCCAGCCAUGAGAAGACGAGUUAUGUCAGAAAAUAAUAAAUGAAGGUGGGCAGAAUCAAUGUCAUUACAACAAUCUCUUUGUCAGCUCAGUUCAGGAACACACUAUAAAUCAGUCGAGAUAAAUGCUGCGGCAUUGACUUUUAUCAACAAUGUCUUUGACAGUGUACAACAGUAAACUGAACGGCCAGGUGGAAUGAGAUGCUGUUAUUUCAGCCGAGUUUUUGGAGUAUUGCCGAAAGCUUAGGAACAGGAGAUACCUAUCCUAUCAGUUGAGACAAAUGCUGACGCAGAACUGAUUUUAGCAAGAAUACUCUGACAAUGUAUAAUACUCAAGUGAGUAGUCAGAUCAGCUGUUAUCAUAUCAAACUAUUUGUGUUUCAACAGAGUGAUCUUGCCUACUGUAGGAUUAUCACACACUGAACUAGGCAACUAGCUAGCCCACUAAGAAGUUUUAUCUGCAUGUUUGUAGACGUGAAGUGGCACUAUUCAUCGCUAAAUUAAAGGGGCACACCACUGUUCGUAGGAACCUAGAAAAUCAGGUAUAAAACAGAGAGGAGCCAGUGAGUCACCUUCACACUUGGCGAGGUCGGUGGCGCCGCAGGAGUCGCAGUGGCCGAGCUGCAGCGGCAGGCCCAGCGCCGGGUUCCCGGCCAGCUGGCUCGGGUGCGUCACCGGGAACUCCUCCUUCAUCGGCUGCGCCUUCACCUGCAAUGCAUGCGACCAUCAAUGUGGUUAGUUAAUCACCUGCUGUUCUGCUAUGAAGAAGGAGGGGGAGGAGACGACGAAGAGGCCAUGAUUGGUUGGAGUGAAAGAGGAGAAGAAAUGCUUGGCAAUUACGUACGAUCUCCUGGUUUGAGGCGACGGCGAGCCUGAUGCUGGUGACGGUGCCCUCCGCGACGAACGCAGGGUCAUCGCCGGCCUCCAUUGCCGUCUCCAUCGCCGGUGCUGUGGGCGAGCUGCACCGGUGGAUGGAUCGAUUGGAAGAGAGUUGAGUGAGAGUGAGGGAGCGAGGGAGCUGGGUUGUGAGGGAGCUGGGUUGAGAGCUAGCCAUCUUUCACUCACUGACCAUGACCAGCACCCAACUGCAGUAGCACGCGUUAAGUGUAUGUCUCCUAAUAUUUAAAAGAAAAGAAAAGGUGCCCCUGCAAAAAAUGAGACCCAAAAGUGCUGUCUGUUUCUCUUCUAGUUUCUUCCAUCUGUUUAUCUGGUUCUCAAUGAUCUCGAUUCUUCUUCU
Messenger RNA from Triticum urartu, 3580 nucleotides. The record is from RefSeq and is a predicted model, not a curated record. Lineage: Eukaryota; Viridiplantae; Streptophyta; Magnoliopsida; Poales; Poaceae.